AUGGCUUUAACUGAGGAGCAGUUGACACCCAUUGCGACCGUCAGCCCAGGCGGAGAACAGCCAGCCAUCCACGACGUUCUGGACGGACAUCUGCCUUUUGAAGACGUGCCAGCCAAGAAGGAUGUGGCAGACCGCUCGAAAUCACUCUCAUCGGAGCCGAAGGGGUAUUACGAUACUCCCUCGAAUAAUCGAUAUUCAAUCCCUAUGGGUGAGCGACUGGCUUUCACUCCUCGCCAGCUUCGAGUCAUUACAGUGGGCGCUGGAUUUUCUGGCCUCAUGAUGGCCCAUAAAUUUCAACAUCGCUUCCCAGAGAUGGAUGAAAUGAUCGACCAUACCAUCUUUGAGAAAAGGAGUGAGGUAGGCGGAACUUGGUUAGUCAACACCUACCCGGGGGUUCAAUGUGACGUCCCAUCCCAUAUCUAUGCAUUUCCUUUUGACCCAAACCCAGAAUGGAGUCGGUUCUACUCAAGUGGUGCCGAGAUCCAGGAGUACAUCGUCAAAACCACUAAAAAGUGGAACCUGGAUCGAGACAUACAGCUCAACUCGACAGUUAAGAAAGCGGUUUGGGAGGAGGCGCGAGGACAGUGGUGUCUAACGGUGGAGCACGGUGGAAAAAGUCGACACGAAUGGGCGGAUGUCCUGAUAUCCGGGCAGGGAGUCCUUGAUACCUACCAAUGGCCAACAAUUCCCGGCAUCGAGAAGUUCAAAGGUCGGCGCGUGCACUCGGCCGACUGGGACCACAGCUACGACUACUCCCACAAAAGGAUUGCGGUUAUUGGAAAUGGGUCAUCUGGAGUCCAGAUCGUGCCUCAAAUGGCCAAACUUCCUGGGACGACAGUGACGAAUUUCUGCCGUGGCCCAUCCUGGAUCUACUACCGGGUGCCCCCGUCACAACAUCUAGGCAAAUCAGGGAAAACCGGCAACAAUCCACCGUAUUCAGAAGAAGAGAAGAGGGCUUUUAGAGAAAACCCCGAAAAGAUGCGAAACCAUCGCCGGGACAUGAUUGGGAGAACAAACAAGGCGUUUCGAAUGUUCAUCAAAGACUCAGCCAUGAAUAAAGAAGCCAUGGAACUCGCCCGGGCGCAAAUGAGCGAGAGACUCGGGCACGAUCCACGGCUAUGUGAGAUGUUGAUUCCAAAAUGGUCGUUGGGGUGUCGCCGAAUCACCCCUGGCGAGGGAUACUUGGAGUCAUUUACGCUGCCGAACUGUGAUAUUACGCAGAGCCCGAUUGUGCUGAUCACCGAGAACGCAGUCCACACGGCCGACGGCAAGGUGCACGAGGUCGACGUCUUGGUGUGUGCCACUGGCUUCGAUGUGUCGUUCCGCCCGAGCUAUCCGACCAUCGGCCGCGACGGGGUCGACUUGCGCGAGAAAUGGGCUGACACACCCGAAUCGUACUUUUCCAUUGCCGUGGCCAGCAUGCCCAAUUAUUUCACCGUGUUGGGCCCGAACGCGGUGGCCGGCCAUGGGUCGCUGCUCGAGGCGAUGAACUGGAAUGGCGACUACUUCGUGCGAUGGCUACGCAAGAUGGCCGAGGAGGACAUCAAGUCGUUCGUUCCCAAGUCAGCUGUAGUGGAGCAGCUGAACGUAUACUCGGACGAAAUCCACAAGUCGCUUGUGUGGACGGCCCCCUGCAAAAGCUGGUACAAGCGCAAUCAGGUCAAUGGGAGGGUCACGGCCUUGUUCGCCGGCAGUGGCAUGUUGUACAAGCGCCUCGUGGGCGGGGAGCUGCGCACGGAGGAUUUCGAGAUCGAGUACCGCAGCACCAACAUGUUCAGGUUUCUGGGCAAUGGGUUUACUGCUUUUGAGCUGGAUCCGGAGAGCGACUUGGCCUGGUAUAUUGAGAAAUGA
This is a messenger RNA of Cladophialophora psammophila CBS 110553, 1851 nucleotides long. RefSeq lists its product as uncharacterized. The coding region runs from base 1 to 1851 and encodes 616 amino acids. NCBI's taxonomy places the organism in Eukaryota, Fungi, Ascomycota, Eurotiomycetes, Chaetothyriales, Herpotrichiellaceae. The record is from RefSeq and is a predicted model, not a curated record. Gene Ontology annotation, molecular function: NADP binding; flavin adenine dinucleotide binding; N,N-dimethylaniline monooxygenase activity. The transcript has 5 exons.